AUGUUCGGGCUGUUCGGCUUCUGGAAGACCUUCCACAGCGUCGCCUUCUACCUGAGCCUGGCCGUCGGACUCUGCGGGCUGCUGGGCAACGGGCUGGUGCUCUGGAACCUGGGCCUGCACAUCAAGAAGGGGCCCUUGUCCGUCUACCUGCUGCACCUGGCCGCCGCGGACUUCCUGUUCCUGGGCUGCCAGGUGGGCUUCUCCGUGGCGCAGGCCGCCCUGGGCGCCGAGGACCUGCUCUACUUCGUGAUCACCUUCCUGGGCUUCGCGGCGGGGCUGUGUCUGCUGGCGGCCUUCAGCGCCGAGCGCUGCGUCUCCGACAUCUUCCCCGGCUGCUACCAGCGCUGCCGGCCCAGGCACGCCUCGGCCGUGCUCUGCUCCCUGGCCUGGGCCCUGACCCUGCCGGCCGUGCUGGUGCCCGCCCACGCCUGCGGCCUGCUGUGGGGGCCCGCGCGCCCGCUGGCCUGCCUGCGCUACCACGCGGCCAGCGUCACCUGGCUCCUGGCGCUGGUCUGCGUGGCCUGCGUGGCCGGCCUGGUCCUCUUCAUCUGGGUGGCCUGCUGCUCCCAGCGCCAGCGGCCCCGGUUCUACGGCGUCACGCUGGGCGCGGUGCUGCUGUUCUCCUUCUGCGGCCUGCCCUUCGUGCUCUACUGGAGCCUGCGGCCCCUCCUGGACUUCCUGCUGCCCAUCUUCCCCCCGCUGGCCGCCUUCCUGGCCUGCAUCAACUGCAGCUCCAAGCCAGUCAUCUACUUCGCGAUGGGCCGGCAGCCGGGGAAGCGGGAGCCGCUGCGGGCCGUCCUGCAGAGGGCCCUGGGGGAGGCGGCCGAGCCGGCUGGGGCGGGGCCGUCGCUGCCCCUGGGCUCCGUGUAG
Microcebus murinus (gray mouse lemur) is the source of this 870-nucleotide messenger RNA. It is a transcript of the gene MRGPRG, whose product is annotated as MAS related GPR family member G. The record is from RefSeq and is a predicted model, not a curated record. NCBI's taxonomy places the organism in Eukaryota, Metazoa, Chordata, Mammalia, Primates, Cheirogaleidae. Gene Ontology annotation, molecular function: G protein-coupled receptor activity. Gene Ontology annotation, cellular component: plasma membrane. Gene Ontology annotation, biological process: G protein-coupled receptor signaling pathway.